AUGUGUAUCUCUCAUUGCCUGACCGAUGGUUUUACAGCGACGGAGGUUGUGAACUCAUGGGCCGAGAUUGCUAGAGGACUGCCAAUUUCAGUGCUUCCUAGUUUAGAUAAGAGCUCUCUUCUACCACGUAAUCCUCCGAAGGUUGAGUUCCCUCAUCCGGAGUUUACAAAUAUAGAGAACAAGUCAUCAUCAUCUAACUCAAAUGACUUCUCCAAAGAGAACAUGGUGUGUAGGGUUUUUCAUUUUAACUGUGAAUCGAUAAAGAAACUAAAAUCAAAGGCUAUGGAAGAUGCAGUUAUCUCCAAGUGCUCCACUUUCGAAUGCCUUACAGCUUUCAUUUGGAUAGCUCGAAGCAAGGCGUUGAACAUGGUUGCCGAUCAGGAAACCAAACUCAUGGUACCUGUGAAUGUGAGGGAGAAAAUGGAUCCGCCAUUGCCUAAAGGGCACUUGGGGAAUGGAAUUGCAGUGGCUUGCACCAUCAGCAAAGCUAAGGAUUUGAACAAUGAGUCAUUUUCAACAACAGUGGGGUUGGUUCAAGAUGCAAUCAAGAUGGUUACAGAUGCUAGUGUUAGAUCUUCGAUUGAUUAUCAUGAUCUGCAUAGAAGUGUGCAUUCUUUUGGACAUACUAUUCUUGCGACAACCUGGUCCAGGAUUCCCUUUGGCACCACUGAUUUUGGGUGGGGAGACGCUAUUUUUAUGGCACCAGUAGCGUUGCCUAUUGAUGAGAUGGUGAUAUUUUUUCCCGGCAAUGGGAAAGAGCACUAUGGAGAUAUGAUUGUUUAUAUAGCUUUACCAGAAUCGACAAUGAAGACCUUUCAAAACCUUGUGAUGAUGUAG
Molecule: messenger RNA, 837 nt
Organism: Linum tenue
Lineage: Eukaryota; Viridiplantae; Streptophyta; Magnoliopsida; Malpighiales; Linaceae
Source: the annotation of a GenBank genome assembly